Molecule: messenger RNA, 4469 nt
Organism: Phyllopteryx taeniolatus (common seadragon)
Lineage: Eukaryota; Metazoa; Chordata; Actinopteri; Syngnathiformes; Syngnathidae
Gene: nfatc3a
Product: nuclear factor of activated T cells 3a
Exons: 10
Coding region: 530-3835 (1101 amino acids)
Biological process (GO): regulation of transcription by RNA polymerase II; cytokine production; calcineurin-NFAT signaling cascade
Cellular component (GO): transcription regulator complex
Molecular function (GO): RNA polymerase II cis-regulatory region sequence-specific DNA binding; DNA-binding transcription factor activity, RNA polymerase II-specific; transcription factor binding
Source: RefSeq, a predicted model, not a curated record
GUGUGCGUGCGUGCGUGCGUCCGUGUGUUGUGUCUGCUGACAUCACAGCUGGAAGUGCCUUGUCACACGGGGUUAGUAAAAGUUGGGAUCGGAGCUCCACGGGGCGAGAGCGACGCGGAAAGACAGGCCGGCGUAGAGGCAGCGAACCCGGGCUAGAGGUUUCCGACCGGUCGCUGACUUCACGACGAACGUUCAAACACGAGCGACGGAUAAGUUGACAACUCCUCUUUUUGUUUGUGUUGAGAAAGAGCGGCAUACUCAGCGAGGGCGACUUUCUUCGAAGUUAAACCCUUUCAUGCCAAAUUGGAAGAUUCUUUUGGAUUUGUAGAAGUCAAGAAGAAGUACACUUUGGCACGGCGGUUGAAGCCACAAAUGAAGCAAAGUUGAAGUGCGGCUUCGUGCCAUUCAGUAAAUGUUGCGACGUUUUCGGAGAGCAUAAAACUGCUUCGACGGUCGAGCGGCGGCGUGGGGGGGGUGGGGUGGGGGGUGGGGGGGGUUCAGAGUCUAGUGAGCCGAGCUGUCAAACCCGAUGACGACGGCAAACUGCCCCGGCAAUGAGGAGCUGGACUUCCGACUCAUCUUCGGGGAGGACGGGCAGCAGCAGCCGUUGGGCCCCGCAGAUCUGGAGCCUGAUGACAACACAUCGUUCUACAUCCUAAGCCAGCCCCCAUCAGUGGUCACGAACCACCAGUCAAUCAGCCUUCCUCGUCAUGGCACACAGUCCCACUCCCCGCUCAUCAGCACUUCGCCUCGCCUUCAGUCACACAAACAAGGACCCAUGUACCUGAGUUAUGAGGCACAAGACUCUAAGUAUGGCACCUCCCCCUUGCUCCCUUCUGCUCCAGUGGAGGCACCAAAAGCCUUCGAGUGCCCCAGUAUUCAGAUCACCUCCAUCUCCCCGAACUGCCAGCAGGAGAUGGAUGUCAAUGAACAAGAUCUAAGGGCAAAUGGCCCUGAUAGGGACUAUCACAGUGAAAGGCCUCUUUCCAGAGACCACCUCUAUUUGCCUCUUGACCAUUCAUACCGGGACUCCUCUCUCAGCCCAAGCCCAGGCAGCAGUCUCUCAUCUAGGAGCUGGUUUUCUGACGCCUCCUCCUGUGAAUCAUUUUCCCAUGUCUACGACGAUGUUGACGCUGAGCUCAAUGAAGCUGCCGCUCGCUUCACCCUGGGCUCGCCGCUUACAUCCCCGGGCUGCGCCUCCCCUCAAACGGGCGUCGGGAAUCUGGAGGAGCAGCCGCAGUGGCAGCACCCUCACCCCUCCUUCGUCCAGCAGUCCCACUCUGUCACUCUGUCACCUCGACAGUCCCCCUGCCACUCACCGCGCACCAGUGUCACUGAUGAGAACUGGCUUAGCCCACGGCCACCUUCUCGGCCCUCCUCGCGUCCCACCUCACCCUGUGGGAAGAGGCGCCACUCCAGUGCGGAUAUCUGCUAUCCUGGCUCCGUGUCGCCACAUCACUCACCCUCACCCACGCCGGGACCUUCACCUAGGGGCAGCGUGACAGAGGACACCUGGAAUGGCAGUCCGUCUGGAGGAAUGUUGCCCUUCCAGUGCUGCCAAUCGGAGGCAGAUAUCCCAUCCAAGACAAGGAAGACCUCACAGGACACAACAGCCAUGCAGACAUCAGCGAAAGGAGAGUUAGGAAUAGAUGACCAAGGAAAUAUGCCUCCUAAUCUAGACUCUCCCUCAGAAGAGGCCCUCCACAGCCUCAAGAAGGAUGGGCCUGGGGAGCAGUUCCUCUCUGUACCAUCCCAUUUUUCAUGGAAUAAACCCAAGCCUGGACACACACCUAUAUUCAGGACAUCCUCACUUCCUCCCCUCGACUGGCCGCUUCCAAGUCAGUUCGGCCAGUAUGAUCUGAAGAUUGAGGUGCAACCUAAAGCGCACCACCGAGCGCACUACGAGACCGAGGGCAGCAGAGGAGCUGUCAAAGCGGCAUCGAGUGGCCAUCCCAUUGUCAAGUUGGUUGGCUACAGCGAGAAGCCUGUCAACCUGCAGAUGUUCAUUGGAACAGCUGAUGACCGUUACUUGAGGCCACACGCCUUUUACCAAGUGCACCGCAUCACUGGGAAAACCGUAGCCACUGCCAGCCAGGAGAUUGUGAUCACCAGCACCAAAGUUCUUGAAAUUCCUCUCUUGCCUGAAAACAACAUGUCUGCCAGUAUUGACUGUGCGGGCAUCCUCAAGCUACGAAACUCAGACAUUGAACUGCGAAAGGGGGAGACGGACAUAGGAAGGAAGAACACUCGCGUACGGGUGGUGUUCAGAGUUCACAUCCCUCAGCCGAACGGGAAGGUUCUGUCGCUGCAGGCUGCCUCCAUUCCUGUAGAAUGCUCCCAGCGAUCGGCUCAAGAGCUACCCCAGGUUGACAAAUCUAGUCUGACCAGCUGUCUCGUCAAUGGGGGAGAGGAGAUGGCCAUCACUGGGAGCAACAUCUUUCCUGAGUCCAAAGUUAUCUUCUUGGAGAAAGGCCCCGAUGGGCGGCCACAGUGGGAAGUGGAGGCCAAAAUCAUCCGGGAGAAAACUCUUGGCUCAUGCAUUGUAGUGGAAGUCCCACCUUACCACAGUAAGACUGUGAGCUCAGCUGUACAGGUGCAGUUUUAUGUCUGCAAUGGAAAACGGAAACGGAGCCAAUCCCAACGCUUCACUUACCUUUCAGUGAUGGUGAAACAGGAGCACCGGGAUGAGCUGGACCAUCCCGCUUUACCUGCCAUGUCCAUGCCCCUGACACACUCUGCCAGUCUGGUGCGCCCUCAGCUACCUUCCCCCGAUCAGGGCCACCCAUCGGAUAACCUUCUGUCCACCUCUCCGCAUGGCCUGGCCUCAGGCUCAGGACCCGUCCUGCUACCCCUGCAGGCUCCAUGCCCCUCCAUGGGCUCCCCAUCCUUCCAGCACCUGCCUCACCUCCAGGGUCGCAGUUUGCACCACGCCCCCGCCGACUGCCACAUGACGUUCCAUCCGAGCUCCUCUCCUAUCCCCCUUCCUGCCUCCUCCUCGCCCUCGCUGCCCGCGUACCAGCCCAUGCAGCGCAACCAGAGUCAUGCUCACAGCCUGUCCUUCAAUGGCCAGUCCAGCCUUUCACCCCAGAGCUAUGACAGGAUGCCUUUCCAGCAGAGUCCCAGUGCCGCGUCACACCCGCUGGGCAUGGGGAUGGUGUACUCCUCCUCGCCCUGCUCCUCCCCAUCAACGCCUGUGUCGUCAGGCCCCAUCGUGGGUUCUCCGCAGAGCCACCAACCCCUUUUCACCCCCUCAUCCCCACACCUCCACACGCUCGGAGGGUACCACUGCUCCCCAAAUCCCGCCCAGGUGCCCUCCCCUACCGGCCACCCACUCGUGGGGCCCCACUCAACCCAGCUGCAGCGAGCCCUGGGCUACCACCCAGUGAGUCAACGCUCGGCCUCUUGUCCCACACCAACCACCGCGCCUCCUCCGCAUAUGAUCCCAUCUGCCCACUCCGGGCCAUCUUCCCCUCAGCUCCACUCGUUGCCCUACCAGUCUCCCACCUCCUCUUCGCCAGGUAACAGUCCCUUAGGCCCCUUGCAGCAUCCGCAUUCAGGACAGCCUUCUCCCCAGGCGGCUAGCCCAGUCAUGGCCAGCUUGUCCCCGACAGCUUUGGUACACCCGCUAAGCCCCCAGGGGCCCUUCACAUCGGAGGGCGAGAGGGUGAACAUCAAAGAGGAGCCAGAGGAUAGGGAGCCCACCUUCCGCUCUAUAGGCCUACAAGACAUCACCCUGGAUGAUGACGCCCACGAGACGCUGUUCAUCUUACAGCACAGCUCCAGUGACUACUUUGACUGUGGCACGCUGAACAAAACAAGCUUGGCGUUCUUCUAACCGGCUGUCCACCUCGAUUCCUUUUUAUAGUUUAUUUUAGUUGUGUUUAUACAAAUGUAAUGAAACUUUCAAGGGUGGGGUUUUUUUGGUUUUUGAGUAAAUGGGUUUAAUUUAAGAGUCAACACUUGAAGAUUUUUGUUUUUUCAUAUUGUCUACCAGAUUCAAGUUAUGCAUUUUUGGAGUUCAAUUUCAUGUUAUGUUCGUAGUUUUCGAAAGAGAAAACUGAACUCCAAUGGUAGGUGUAAAUGUGAGUGCGAAUGGUUGUUUGUUUCUAUGUGCCCUGCGAUUGGCUGCCGACCAGUUCAGGGUGUACCCCACCUCUCGCCCAGAGGCAGCUGGGAUAGGCUCCAGCACGCUCGCAACCCUAGUGAGGAUAAGCGGUACGGAAAAUUAAUCAAUGAAUGAACUUCAAAGGCGCACACGAAUAAUGUAAUUUGAUUGUAAGAAGUAGUGGAGAAACGUUUUUUAUUUAAGAUGUGGAAGCUUUCUCUUUUAGCUGUAGAAAAGCUGUACUAUUAGCAAUAUAGGGAAAAAGAUGGUACUGGCAUUAUAAAAUGAUGUUGAUCAAUGAUGUUUUGCAACCUGCACAUUGUGCGAACACACUAGUUGAAACUAUAUGUAGAAACAUGUAUUU